Molecule: messenger RNA, 955 nt
Organism: Dimorphilus gyrociliatus
Lineage: Eukaryota; Metazoa; Annelida; Polychaeta; Dinophilidae
Source: the annotation of a GenBank genome assembly
GGAGCUUGGGCGGAGAUUGAUUAAACUAAUUAAAGGCGUUGUUUUGUUUAUCAUCCGUGGAGCGAUUAUUCCCGUUGUUCCACGUCUCUUGUGUUUUCGCGGUCGGCUAUUGUUAACGUUGAAGGCGAUAAUUGAAAAUCCCCCCAAGUUUUUUAGAUCCGCCCCCUUAAUUACGCUGUGAGUUUUUGUUCUUGAGAUUUUACUCAAUUGGCAUCUCGAGACUCCCCUUCAUUCCUUACCACAUUCUCGUAAGAUGAACUUGCAACAAUUAAAUUCAUCUUUGACGAAAACGCAAAUAGAGGAACAUACCUUUUUAGACAAAAAAAGAAAGAGAACUGUUAUCAGAACAGAUCCUACAAAGACUGUAGAAUGCUCAUUUUGCGGUAAAAAAGUUGGAAAACAUUAUCACAGGACACAUUUACGAAUUCAUUCGGCCAACAGUCAUUACUACUGUGAUUUUUGCGGAUAUAAGACUACUGACGAUACUAAUAGAAAUAAGCACGAACGAGCACACGUGACUGGAAAACCUUUCCAAUGCAAAAAUUGCUAUCAACAAUUUAUCACUCCACGAUCGAUUCGUCAUCACUUGCUCAGGGUACAUCACAUUCCGACAAGCCUAUUACCAUCUGUCGAUGCUCUUCUCCGUGAAGUAUUGGAAGAGAAUGAUAACGCAAUCAAAACUUUGACAGGAGGUCUUCCGCUACUCUUCAAAUACGAUCCCUAUAAAAUGUCUGUUUUCAACGGAAAUAGCUGUUCUGCAACACCUCCACCUCCUCCACCUGUUCCCCCGGCAAAUGUUACAGUAGAUUACAAUGCCAACUUCCUCUUUGAUACAUCGUCUAAUAUGGAAUCAUCGCCAUCGUGCUACUACAAUCAGUCUUUCGAUACCAUUUACCAAAACUCCCUUCCUCCAUUCUCUUUCGAUCAUGAAUUUUCCGUUCAUUCUUUGUCUUAG